AUGGUCCCUCUACCCAGAGCGGGGUCAUUUUCGCCAAAUCCUGCCCAAGCUCUCCAGACCGGUUCCAACCACUCUCCGCAUCCAUCACACACUGGUGUUUUCAGUGCUGGCGCCAGCCCCAGCACCAGCAGUCCGACGGGGGCAAGCUCCCUGACCAAGAUUGCUGUCGCACAAGUUUAUCUCCUUCUGAGUACCAUAAAGGAGGAUAAGGACAGGGCCAAGUGGGAGCUACAGCUUGAGCAACUCAGGAGACUUAUCGAUGAAAACGGCAUGGAGGUCUUCACCAAAUACUUCACCCGACUAGUUGUCGGCAAUGCGCCACAAAUAUUUCCUGGCCUUAAUAGGCCAGUUGCCAAUCCUGGCAACUACCAUAUUCUCGUCAAGGAAAUGGUGAAGAUUGCCGUCGAUCCGGAACAAGCGACCAAAAUUGCAGAAUCUAUCGAGAGUGGAACUGAAGACAUAUUCCGUGACUUCGAUUUGUCCACCUUCAUGGAGCACUUCAAGCUGGAUCCGUUCAUGAAGACGCUGCUUGCGCUCGCCAUCAAAAUGGGGUCUCGCGCUGAUUUAAAGACAAAGGCCGACGCGAUUCUAUCAGCCAAUUUUAGUACCUUUGUACAGAUAUUGGAGAUGCCCACAAUCCACCAAGAUCUCACUCCCGACUUCAUGGCUCUAGUCAUCGACCGGUUCCUUCAGUAUCAUCCUCCGAGCUUUACGGGCUCCUCUCGACGCGAGCUACGCAAUGCUAUUUCAAAGCGAUACACAAUGAUGGAUACAGCUACGCCCUCGCAGGUACUAGCUGCGCUCGAUCUUGCGCGCGUUCUGAUUGACAAGCCUACCAAUGCAUUGGCGAGGUACAUACAAAAGACUGGAGCUGACGUUACUCGUGACGAAGAGUCGUGUCUGUCGCAUUUGCAAGCACGUCACGGUAACUUUCAGCUCACACCCGAGCAAGUUUCUUCAGCGCUCACGUUUGUGACUAUUACACAGACACCCGAGCAUAAUCCGUCGGUUCUGGUUGCCGCUCUUCGCCGAAUCGUCGCCAAGACAUUUGAGUGGAAUGAUGUCGUUGGAUCUUUUGACCAGCCCACUGCUAGAAUAACGUCCGCUCAGUUCCUGCGCCUGUACAAAGCACUCCUGCCCGUCGCUGAAGAUCCCAAGAUGAACUUCGAUAUCCAGCGAUUGUGGGGUGGCACAUGGUCUGAACCAGAGGCGCAGUUGUCUUUUGUAAGCGCUUACGCUUCCUUGACUCCAGAGCAGCUAGACGCUACGACGAUUCCCAAUCUCCAACGCAGCAUCAAUCUCGACGACUACGCAAACUCGCCACAGAAAGCACGCGAACGAGCAGCAGUUGCAAUAAGGCACCCCCUUGUAUCCGUCGCAGCCCUAUCAGCCAUUUUCAACUCCGCGCUCAGCUCAAUGCACUCCUCCCAAUCUAUCGAGGCCAAGCGACUCUUCCAGAAUGUCGUCGUUCCAAACAUCGAUAUAUUCCUUGUUACUGCAUUCGAGAUCUCGAGAACAUCUUGGCCGGACAUGGCCGCCCAAACUUUGGCUUCGUUGUUUGAUGAAUUUCUAUACAGACAUUCCACGGAGUAUGAGUUUGUAUUGGACAGCCUUUGGCGAAAAGAUAAGGAUUGGGUGUGCAGUCGCCUAGCCGACGCGCAUGCUGGGAAGCCAAAUGAACUGCCAGUCAUUUUCGAGCAUGCUGUCCACCAUGAUUGGCUGGAUACGCUUGUGUACUUGGGGAAUGGGUUCGCUCUUGAUUUGGCAGCUCUGGCACAUGCGGAAGGAUACCUCGAUCUUUCCAAAUGGGCCAAAUACCACGCCGACCAAGGAACUGACAUUUCUAGAACAUUGGCCCAGUUUUUGGUGAUCAAGGCUAACUUCGAGAUUGCCUCUCAAAGACCGGACUCUCAGCCCAACGGCAAAGUUACAACGAGCAGCCUUCAAGUCCGCACUGUCUCUGCUCUGCUACAAAUUCUCGAAGACUUGAUGCCCAAAGCCCCGGUUCCUGAUCUUAUUGUUGUCCAACGUCAAUGUAUCACGGCCUAUCCACGACUUAUCAAUUACGGCGAAGGCUACGACGACAUCAUCGAUGCUAACUCUGCACAUGGCAACGGGCUGCCGACAGCAGCGAACACCAAGAUGGAGGAGCACUACAAGCGCAUGUAUGGGGAUGAAAUUGCCGUCCGCAACAUUGUUGACGUCCUCGAGCGAUACAAGCACUCCAGAGACAUGCUAGACCAGGAUGUCUUUGCCUGCAUGAUUCACGGCCUGUUCGAGGAAUAUAUCCACUACGUCGAUUACCCGCUCGAAGCGCUGGCAACCACCGCUGUUCUCUUUGGCGGCAUCAUUUCUCACAAGCUGAUAUCCGACCUUCCCCUUAAGAUUGGUCUUGGGAUGGUUCUCGAAGCUGUCCGUGACCAUACCCCAGACAAGCCAAUGUACAAAUUCGGGUUACAAGCUCUAAUGCAAUUACUGGCUCGAUUCCGCGAAUGGCCAGGAUUUUGCAAGCAGCUUCUUCAAGUUCCAGACCUGCAGGGCACAGAUGCUUAUAAAAAGGCGGAGGAAAUUAUUCGUGAGCAUGAGGAUGAUUUAGCUCGAGGACGGGGCAGCGCCGGCACUCCCCAUGCACUAGCUUUCGCUACCGACGCUUUAGCGAAUGGGAACGAUGACCUGGCUUCAACCGAUCGGCCAACCGCACCAUUCAUGGCAAUUUGUUUCGACCCCGUUCCCCCGGGGGCCGGAUACGAAGACCCCGACGAGGACGAACAAGGCAAAAUUCAGUUCGUCCUAAACAACAUCACGGAGCAAACACUCGAAUCUAUGUGCCUGGAGCUUCGUGACAUGUUGGAUCGCAAGCAUCAGCAAUGGUUUGCAAGCCAUUUGGUCGCGGAGCGAGCCAAAAUGCAGCCAAACUAUCACCACGUAUACCUAGACCUGGUCAAAUUCUUCGAAGACCCCACCUUAUGGAGCGAGGUGCUCAGAGAGACAUAUUUCAACGUCGCUCGCAUGCUCAACUCUGAAGCUACGCUCCAAAACUCUACUGAGCGAACCCAGCUGAAAAAUCUUGGUGGCUGGCUCGGACUCCUGACACUUGCUCGCGACAGACCCAUCAAGAGCAAGAAUAUUGCCUUCAAACAACUACUUAUUGAAGCACACGACACCAAAAGGCUUAUCGUCGUCAUCCCGUUCGUCUGCAAAGUACUCCUUCAAGGGGCUAACUCGACCGUUUUCCGUCCUCCGAAUCCCUGGUUGAUGGACAUCAUAUACCUGCUUAUUGAGCUCUACCAUCAUGCCGAACUCAAACUCAACCUCAAAUUCGAGAUCGAAGUUCUCUGCAAAGGUCUCAGCCUCGACUAUAAGAGCAUUGAGCCAUCUGGCGAAAUCCUCAAUAGACCUGCAGUAGAGGAGCCAGUGCCGGUGCUGGCAGCCGAACAGCUUGAGCCAUUCGAAGGAAUACCCUUGAAUGGCCUUGGCUCGAGUGUCGGUGCCGGCCUCUCGCCUCAGGCUGUGGCGCCGACAAUUCCUGACUUGAGUGCGCAAAUAACAAUCCCACCAACAAAUGAAAUGGUGGUGAGCACCACGAGAUUACAUGAAAUCGUGCGAAGCUCUGUUAACCGCGCUCUGCUUGAUAUCAUCCAACCUGUCGUUGAUCGGUCAGUUACAAUUGCCGCAAUUUCGACGCAACAGAUGAUUCGAAAAGAUUUUGUUUCGGAGCCAGACGAGAACAGGGUCCGGGCCUCUGCCAUCAAUAUGGUCAAGGCAACGGCUGGGGCUUUGGCUCUCGUCACUUCCAAGGAACCACUUCGGGCCAACAUGACCAACUACAUGCGCAAUUUUUCCAAUGAUCUCCCGUCUGGUCUACCGGAAGGCACAAUCAUUAUGUGUGUCAACUCAAAUCUUGAUGUUGCCUGCAAUAUUAUUGAGCAACAGGCUGAAGAGCGUGCCGUGCCUGAAAUUGAGGAGCUUCUUGAGGCUGAUUUCGAGGCUAGGCGCCGUUUCAAAGCCCAGAACCCGAAUGAGUCUUCAUACCCGGCGAAUAUUAACCGCUGGGCAAUGACUAUACCCAACCCCUUCAAGCUAUCUCCCAACAUGCCAGGUCUUAACCCGGAACAAAUGGCCAUCUACGAGGACUUUGCCCGCCAGCCACGUAGUACGGCAAUGAUAACUGCGGCUGGCACAAAUCAUGAGCCAUCGGCCUCCGAUGCGACAAGAUCGCUCGCCAACGAGGUACUGCAGGAACCCUUUUCCACUAUGCCGAAUAUCCCCACGCCUGCAGAGACGCCCUCCCUCCAGCAGCUCGGCUCGCAAAUGCAGCCAUACGGGCCUCUUCAAAGUACCGCAGGAAGCAUGUCGAACGGACGGUCCGGCAGUUUUCCCAUGGAGGCACAUGGCCUAACAGAGCGCCUCACCAAGUUGCUACAGGAACUACUCCGUGCCGCGGGUGAGGCUCGCGAGGAGCACUUUGCCGACUUGCCCCGUCCCCACCAGGUCCUUGAUGUUGUCGAUGCGCUUGUCCAGUUCAUCAUCAAGACAUCUCAGAGCUCAGAAGAGCUGCCAAUUUAUGCCGCUGAGCAGAUCACUGCUGUCAUUUUUCAGCAGGUCGAAGACAACCUCACUCUGGAGAGUCUUGUUCAUGUCAUGGAAACACUGCGCAAGAUUUCAGGUCACGGCUUGAAUAAUCGUGUUCGCGCUCUAUUCAGGGAGCAACCAGGGGGCAAUUUUCUCAGUCUGUCAUUGAUUGCCGCUCUCAUGCGAACUGAUCUUCUCGAUUGGAAGAGCAUCGACGUGGCCAUGUCCCAAGCCCUCAAUGCCAGAAAGGAAGGCUCUCUCGGCUUCUUGGAGCAGAUGCUGGAUCUAGUCCUGCUCAACAGUCGCCCUAUUGCUCUCUAUGCCGAUUUCGUCUGUACUCUGGAAGCGGCGUGGAACUGGAUCAACACGGACGGUGAUCCUGAGGUCGGAGAGAGACUCAAGAGUAAGCUUGUGGGCUCCGGUAUGUACCAGCCAUCGCAAAAUAACGGAAAUGAGUCUUUCUCGAGACGGGACCAGAUGGAGUAUGUCUUUGACGAGUGGGUGAAGCUGUGCGACAACCAGAAUACAUCAAGCGCGGCUGCCGACGGCUUCAUCCAGCAGCUCCGGGCUACACAGGUUAUUCGCAACAAAAACGAUUUCUUUGCGUUUGUCCGCACAGCCAUUGACGUGUCUGUUGACCGCUUCGAGCAUCAGAUUGUUUCUGGAGGCGAUGGCUAUAUGAUGAUAGAUGCUCUUGCGAAGCUCAUUGGCAUGUUUAUUCGCAUGGAACAGGAUGGCAUCACUUCUCGCGCAUCAUUUGUCGAGUCCGUGUUUGUCAUAGUUACUCUGGUUUUGACUCAUCACCAUAUACGACGUGGCGAGUUGCUUAACUCGAGGAUUUUCUUCCGCCUGAUCUCGAUGCUACUGCACGAGCUGCACAGCAUUUGCGAUGAGCUGCCCGAGGAGGAAUCAAGGCAAAUCAUCUUGAAUGUCGCCGUCAGAAUGGAGUCGCUCGGCCCACGCCACCUGCCUGGUUUUUCCUUUGCCUGGCUCGCGCUUUUGCAGCACCGAUCCCUGAUGCCAAGCCUGAUGUCUCUUCCUGGCUACGCAGGAUGGAAGCCUUAUUCCGAUCUUGUGUGUCAGCACUUGGAUUUUCUGAGUGAGCAGCUCAACGCCUUCAGCGUGUCAUCUGUCGCGAAGGAUCUAUAUCGAGCCACUCUUAAACUACUUGUCAUCCUUCAGCAUGACUACUCCGACUUUCUUGCGGCGCACCAUGUUGAUUUUUGCAAGAGUAUUGCGCCUCACUGCUCCCAGCUGCUCAAUCUUGUCCUCACUGCUCAGCCCCCGCAGGGUUACACAAGGGUAGUCUCCAAGGGUAGGGACACUGCUGAGCUCGAGAGUAAGGUCUACCCGGGUCUCGUUGCUGAUGCCAAGCUGGUUUUGCAAGAAGCCGGUCUGAUUGAGGGUGUCGAGGAAGUCAUCCAGGGCGCCACUUCCGAGGGUAUUGUGGCGCAAAUCGUCCACAAUAUGAGCUCUGGAUCCAAGCCUGAGACGACAUUUGGAUAUGUACCGGUGUCCGCCAAUAUCGAUGUCAUCAAUGCCGUCGUCAUUUACUUUGGUCAUCAUGCAGCGGAGCGUUUGUCCGGGGGUGAGCCGAUUGCGAUCAAUGGCAAGGAGCCGGAGGUUGCGGUCCUAUCUGCUCUCAUGCACGAGGUGUCUCCGGAGGUUAGAUACCAUUUGGUGUCGAGCAUGAUCAACCAGCUUCGAUAUCACAGCAUGGACACUGAGUUCUUUACUCAGUUCCUGCUACAUGUCUUUGGGAAAGACCUGCAUGAUCCGGAAGACACGGACAUUCGCCAAGAAAUCACUAGAGUCCUGCUCGAGAGACUGCUUGCGUUCUGGCCACAGCCAUGGGGACUGAUGUCUCUGGUUGUUGAGCUGCUCAGGAACGAAAAGUACAUGUUCUUUGAUCUGCCAUUCAUCAAGUCAACUCCAGAGGUGGCGGAGCGAUUCGGAAGUGUUCUUCGGGUCUAG
This is a messenger RNA of Cordyceps fumosorosea ARSEF 2679, 6546 nucleotides long. Its product is annotated as CCR4-Not complex component, Not1. The coding region runs from base 1 to 6546 and encodes 2181 amino acids. The transcript has 3 exons. Gene Ontology annotation, cellular component: CCR4-NOT core complex; P-body. The record is from RefSeq and is a predicted model, not a curated record. Gene Ontology annotation, biological process: nuclear-transcribed mRNA catabolic process, deadenylation-dependent decay. Lineage: Eukaryota; Fungi; Ascomycota; Sordariomycetes; Hypocreales; Cordycipitaceae. Gene Ontology annotation, molecular function: molecular adaptor activity.